Messenger RNA from Galleria mellonella (greater wax moth), 1598 nucleotides. RefSeq names its product tubulin beta-4B chain (gene Tub4). Gene Ontology annotation, molecular function: GTPase activity; structural constituent of cytoskeleton; GTP binding. Lineage: Eukaryota; Metazoa; Arthropoda; Insecta; Lepidoptera; Pyralidae. Gene Ontology annotation, biological process: mitotic cell cycle; microtubule cytoskeleton organization. The coding region runs from base 159 to 1490 and encodes 443 amino acids. The transcript is spliced from 2 exons. The record is from RefSeq and is a predicted model, not a curated record. Gene Ontology annotation, cellular component: microtubule; cytoplasm.
UAUUCUCUAUUUCAUUGUUGAAUAAAAUUUCGUGUAUUAUGCACCAUUGAAAUUACACAGAAGUUUUUUUUUCUAGUAUUUUUUUAUGAUUGUUUUAACGGCAACAAAAUUCAAACUUACUACAUUUUUGGUAUUAAAUUAUUUGUGAAAUAUUUACGAUGAGGGAAAUCGUGCACAUCCAGGCUGGACAAUGUGGCAACCAAAUUGGAGCCAAGUUCUGGGAGGUGAUUUCUGAUGAACACGGCAUCGACCCCACCGGCGCCUAUCAAGGUGACUCUGAUCUUCAGCUCGAACGCAUCAAUGUUUAUUAUAACGAGGCCUCCGGUGGUAAAUAUGUACCCCGAGCCGUGCUCGUCGACCUCGAACCCGGCACAAUGGACUCCGUGCGCUCUGGACCUUUUGGACAAAUCUUCCGGCCUGACAAUUUCGUAUUUGGUCAAUCCGGAGCAGGCAACAACUGGGCUAAAGGCCACUACACCGAAGGCGCAGAAUUGGUGGAUUCAGUUCUCGAUGUAGUUCGAAAAGAAGCAGAAGGUUGUGACUGCUUGCAAGGCUUCCAAUUGACUCAUUCGCUUGGUGGCGGAACUGGAUCUGGUAUGGGAACGUUGUUAAUCUCGAAGAUUAGAGAGGAAUACCCAGACCGCAUAAUGAAUACCUUCUCAGUAGUUCCCAGUCCAAAGGUAUCCGAUACUGUAGUAGAACCGUACAACGCCACUUUAUCAGUACACCAAUUGGUAGAAAAUACGGAUGAAACGUAUUGCAUAGAUAAUGAAGCUUUGUACGACAUAUGCUUCAGAACACUCAAGUUGACGACGCCGACAUACGGAGACUUGAAUCAUUUGGUAUCUGCCACGAUGUCGGGCGUCACGACGUGUCUACGAUUUCCAGGGCAGCUGAACGCGGAUUUGCGUAAGCUAGCCGUUAAUAUGGUCCCAUUCCCGCGGCUACACUUUUUUAUGCCUGGCUUCGCGCCGCUUACUUCUCGCGGUAGCCAACAGUACCGCGCGCUGUCCGUACCAGAGCUCACGCAGCAGAUGUUCGAUGCUAAAAACAUGAUGGCGGCCUGCGACCCGCGUCACGGACGAUACCUCACAGUAGCCGCUGUCUUCCGUGGACGGAUGUCCAUGAAGGAAGUGGACGAGCAAAUGCUAAACAUCCAAAAUAAGAACAGCAGCUACUUUGUCGAAUGGAUCCCGAAUAACGUCAAAACAGCUGUUUGCGAUAUACCGCCUCGUGGACUCAAGAUGUCCGCAACCUUUAUUGGAAACACGACAGCUAUUCAAGAACUGUUUAAGAGGAUAUCCGAACAGUUUACAGCUAUGUUUAGAAGGAAAGCUUUCCUGCACUGGUAUACUGGUGAAGGUAUGGAUGAAAUGGAGUUCACGGAGGCAGAGAGCAAUAUGAAUGAUCUGGUGUCGGAGUACCAGCAGUACCAAGAGGCCACGGCUGAUGACGAGGGGGAGUUUGAUGAGGAAGUGGAAGAAGAAUGAUUGUCUUCGUGUUUUGUCCAAUGUAUUGUUUCUGUCAUAGUGUUAAGUCGUAAAUGUAACCAUGUUUUUGUGUACACUGUUUGGAAUAAACUAUUUUAUAAUUUCAAA